CCACUCCUGCCCCAUGGAUUCCCCCCACAAGAAGAAGAAGAUCCCGGCCCGGAGGAAAUGGGAGGUCUUCCCGGGAAGAAACAAGUUCUUCUGCAACGGGAGGAUCAUGAUGGCCCGGCAGACGGGCGUCUUCUACCUGACGCUCGUCCUCAUCCUGGUCACCAGCGGGCUCUUCUUCGCCUUCGACUGCCCGUACCUCGCAGUGAAAAUCACGCCUGCCAUUCCUGUGGUUGGUGGCAUCCUGUUCUUCUUCGUGAUGGGGACCCUGCUUCGCACCAGCUUCAGUGACCCCGGCGUCCUCCCGCGAGCCACGCCUGAUGAAGCCGCCGACCUGGAAAGGCAAAUAGAUAUCGCAAACGGCAGCAGUUCGGGGGGGUACCGCUCGCCUCCCAGAACCAAAGAAGUCAUCAUCAAUGGCCAGACCGUGAAACUGAAAUACUGUUUCACCUGCAAGAUUUUCCGGCCCCCUCGUGCCUCUCACUGUAGCCUUUGUGAUAACUGCGUAGAACGGUUUGAUCACCACUGUCCCUGGGUAGGCAACUGUGUGGGGAAAAGAAACUACAGAUUUUUUUAUAUGUUUAUUUUAUCUCUGUCUUUUCUGACAGUCUUUAUAUUUGCAUUCGUUAUCACCCACGUCAUUCUUCGUUCACAGCAAACAGGAUUCCUUAAUGCGAUUAAGGACAGUCCCGCCAGAUAUCCUUUGUGGGUGUGGUGUGUGCAAGGCUCAGGCGUUACGCGUUGGACCGACCUCCUCCGUUACCCUUCACCCCGUGCCUUGGCUUGUCUUCCCGGCAAUCUGCUGGAGGCCGUGGUGUGCUUCUUCUCCGUCUGGUCCAUCGUCGGGCUCCUGGGCUUCCACACGUAUCUCAUCAGCUCCAACCAGACGACCAAUGAAGACAUUAAAGGAUCUUGGUCAAAUAAAAGAGGUAAAGAAAAUUACAACCCCUACAGCUACGGAAACAUCUUCACGAACUGCUGUGUUGCGCUGUGUGGGCCCGUCUCUCCAAGCCUCAUUGACAGAAGAGGGUACGUCCAGCCUGACACGCCUCAGCCAGCCGCGCCCUCCAACGGGCUGGCCACGUACGGAGCCACCGCCUCACAGAGCGACAUGUGCGACCAAGACCAGUGCAUUCAGAGCACCAAAUUCGUUUUGCAGGCCGCGGCCACGCCCCUGCUGCAGAGCGAGCCCAGCCUCGCCAGCGACGAGCUGCACCUGUCGGGGAAGCCGGGCCUGGGCACGCCCUGUGCCAGCCUGACGCUCGGGCAGCCCACGCCACCCUCCUCCAUGCCCAACCUCUCCGCCGAGGCCGGGCUCACAGACAUACUGCCCCUGAAAGAGGAGCACGUGGGCCACCAGUUCCUGACCCCGGAGGAGGCGCCCUCGCCGCCCCGGCUGCUGGCCGGCAGCCCCCUGGCCCACAGCCGCACCGCGCACGUGCUGGGCCUGGCCAGCCAGGAUGCGCUGCACGAGGACUCGGUGCGCGGCCUGGUGAAGCUCAGCUCCGUGUGACCGCGGCCCGGCCGGACUGCAGGCAGUGGGGGCCGACAGACUGCUCCCCGCAGCAACUUUCUGGUGACUCAGGGCCGUGGUGGCGAGGAUUCAGGCCCUGCGCACGGGGACCGCUGCCGAGCGCAUGGAUCCCCUCUCCCGCAGAGGCGAGCGGCCCAGAUGCUCCCAGCUUGGUGUGAUUGGCAUUUCUCCCCACCCCGACCGCUUUGAUGACGGUGAAAACAGGGAAGUCGCUAUUGUCAGGCCUUUGGAACGGGGAGGGCGUGGGGAUGGGGGAACCUGGGGUCUGUGAUCAGAGGCCCAAGGGACAGGACGUGCCCGGAUGUCAGUCGCACUGUCUGCUGCCACUCUCGGGACAGACACACAGAAGGCUUGCGAGACUGGUGGCCAGACUGAAAUUGCACUUCUUUGUUAUGCUACUAAUAUUUGAAAUAGACAUGCUAUUCCAUUUGUUAAUUUUUUUAAAAAAAAAAGUCGAAAGGACAAAAACAACCAGAUGUGAGCCUGCAUGCCACGCUCGUCCGUUCACGGUGGUGAUGGUCUGCAGACGGAAGCGCUGCCUUCUUCCUUUAAUUUUGUGAAUUUCCAAGUCCUGUUUCAUGGGAAGAUGGUGGGAGAGGAACCAAGACGAAUGGACAAUGCCACCCAUCGCCAGUUCAUUCAGCUUAAUUGUACCCGGGUCCGUGGUGCCUGGGCCGCAGAGGACUGCUGGGGGGUUAGCAAAUGGAGAAUCAGUUAACCUGUUCAGUAGUUAACCGAGGUUUUGUGUUGUGCCACACCCACCACACCUCCUUGUGUGACCAGACUUCCUGUGGACAGCCAAUAAAUGACGCCCUCUGUUAUUUUGGA
Myotis lucifugus (little brown bat) is the source of this 2359-nucleotide messenger RNA. RefSeq names its product zinc finger DHHC-type containing 14 (gene ZDHHC14). Gene Ontology annotation, molecular function: protein-cysteine S-palmitoyltransferase activity. The coding region runs from base 14 to 1510 and encodes 498 amino acids. Gene Ontology annotation, biological process: peptidyl-L-cysteine S-palmitoylation; protein targeting to membrane. The record is from RefSeq and is a predicted model, not a curated record. Gene Ontology annotation, cellular component: Golgi apparatus; endoplasmic reticulum. The transcript is spliced from 9 exons. NCBI's taxonomy places the organism in Eukaryota, Metazoa, Chordata, Mammalia, Chiroptera, Vespertilionidae.